AUGAGUGUAGUAUAUGAUCAAGUCAAUCAGUGUCCAAUUUUCUUUCAUCAAGGAAACAUAUUUGAAGGAACAUUAGAUCUGUUUCAUAAUGAAUUAAAUAAAUCAGAUGUUUGGUAUCUUACUUGGGAUGAAAUAUCUGCAUGCAUUUCUAAAAAUGUUUAUGAUGAUUCAAUGGAGAACUUAAAUGUUACUUCCAAAAUUUUAUAUCCCAAAGUUGAUUAUGAAAAAGCUAAAAAAUUGUUUGGAAUGUGGGGAGGUAUACCACAAGUUGUUUUGCAAGAUGCAAGCGCAAAAACUGUAAAUGUGAUAAAUCAAGAAAUGGAAGAUGCAAUCAAAAUUUGUGAUCUUGAUAUGAUAGUAAAAAUAGUUGGAGAUGUGGUUGAUCCUAAGCUUGAAGUUAACAAUAAGAUUGUGCAUAUAUACACUAAUGUUCCUGAUCAAGAACAAGAUAAUGUGGAUAAUAAUACUAUGGAUGUGUGUAAAAAAUUUGAUGAUUCAUUAUUUCCACCAUAUGCCCAGCAAUUGGUACUUUUUGCAUCAACAUAUGUAAGUGAAAAGGUUAUAAAUCGUUAUGAGGAGGAAAAAAGGGACCAGUUGUACAGUUUUUUAUCAGCAAGUAAAGACCAGAUGGGAUAUGAAACUUUGCAAGGAAAUAUAUUUGAGGCAGUUGCACAUAGAAUUUUGCAAACUGGUGGAAACUAUGUAACACGUUGUCUAGAAAAUGAAAAUGAUGAAAUAAGAAUAGAGAAAUUCCCUAGACUUGAAAAUAAAAUCUUUCAAUCAAUAAGUGAUAUUAAUACACAUAAUGAAUAUUAUCAACCACAACAAAAAAAUUUCUCCUCAGUGGACUCAUUGGUUUUACCAAAUAUGUUGUUUCAGAUGACUAUUAAUCAGCAUCAUGGUAUCAAGGUCAAGGGAUUAAAUGACCUUAAAAAUAUACUUGAUGUCACAAGGGAGAUCAAAUUUUAUUUUGUUAUGCCACCAGGAUAUUUUGAUGGAAUGAAAAAGCCAUCAUUUCAUACCAGAAAAGGGGAAGAUUCAAAAAAUUACCAUUUUAGACUAAGAAUAAA
Messenger RNA from Entrophospora candida, 1070 nucleotides. Lineage: Eukaryota; Fungi; Glomeromycota; Glomeromycetes; Entrophosporales; Entrophosporaceae. The record is from the annotation of a GenBank genome assembly.